Molecule: messenger RNA, 9270 nt
Organism: Nyctereutes procyonoides (raccoon dog)
Lineage: Eukaryota; Metazoa; Chordata; Mammalia; Carnivora; Canidae
Gene: AQP9
Product: aquaporin 9
Exons: 6
Coding region: 306-1190 (294 amino acids)
Biological process (GO): glycerol transmembrane transport; water transport
Cellular component (GO): plasma membrane; basolateral plasma membrane
Molecular function (GO): water channel activity; urea transmembrane transporter activity; glycerol channel activity
Source: RefSeq, a predicted model, not a curated record
GAAAAAAAUACCUUGAGAAUAAAGGUAAUGAUUAAUCUAUCAGGCACAAAAAGAAUCGUUUUUGGGAUUUCAGGUUCUAACUCACUAAGUCAGAUAAACAACAGUGAACAGGGGAUGAAUUUCACCAGAAGAGGAUUAAGUCACGGGCUCUAAUUGGGACAGCGUUUGUACAGUCAGAGAAUCUCACCGGACAUCUCCAGGAAUCUGUGAGCAGUUGUCAAAACUUCCAUUUUCACGUGCGAGUGAAGUAGAGACCAGAAGAAGCAGAUUGUGGUGGAGAGAGUGGUCCUUGAAGAAGCCCCACGAUGCAACCUGGGAAGGGGCGAAAGGGGAAAACUCUCAAGCAGAGGCUGGUCUUGAAGAGCAGCUUAGCUAAAGAAACAAUCUCUGAGUUCUUGGGCACCUUCAUAAUGAUCGUCCUUGGAUGUGGCUCCGUUGCCCAAGCUAUCCUCAGUCGAGGACACUUUGGAGGAAUUGUCACUAUCAAUGUUGGAUUUGCAAUGGCAGUUGUAAUGGCCAUUUAUGUGACUGGAGGUGUCUCUGGUGGCCACAUCAACCCAGCUGUGUCUUUUGCAAUGUGUCUCUUUGGACGGAUGAAAUGGUUCAAAUUUCCUUUUUAUGUGGGAGCCCAGUUUUUGGGAGCCUUUGCAGGAGCUGCGACCCUCUUUGGCAUUUACUAUGAUGGACUUAUGUCCUUUGCUGGUGGAAAAUUGCUCAUCGUGGGAGAAAACGCAACAGCACACAUUUUUGCGACAUACCCAGCUCCAUAUCUGUCUCUGACUAAUGCAUUCGCAGACCAAGUAGUGGCCACCAUGUUCCUCCUCAUGAUUGUAUUUGCCAUUUUUGACUCCAGAAACUUGGGAGUCCCCAGAGGCCUAGAGCCCAUUGCCAUCGGUCUCCUGAUUAUUGUCAUUUCUUCUUCCUUGGGACUGAACAGUGGCUGUGCCAUGAACCCAGCUCGAGACCUGAGCCCUAGACUUUUCACUGCUUUGGCAGGAUGGGGGUUUGAGGUCUUCACAGCUGGAAAUAACUUCUGGUGGAUUCCUGUAGUGGGCCCUUUGGUUGGCGCUGUCAUUGGAGGCCUCAUCUAUGUUCUUGUCAUUGAAAUCCACCACCCAAAUCCUGAUCCAGACUUCGAGACGGAAUCUGAGGACAAACCAGAUAAAUAUGAGCUUAGUGUGAUAAUGUAGUAGUGUGCUUAGUUUGGGUUUACAAUUGUCUGAACUAGUGUUCUCUUCAGAAAAGAUGGCAUCCAGGGGUCUGUGUUUUCAUAAGACUAGAAUGGAAUCCACCCAAUCUUCUCUGCUAGCCAUGUGAGGCACCUAAUUGUAAAAGCAUUCAAGUGAAAGUUUGCAAAUGCUGACCUCUUCACCAGUUUCCCACAGGACACCACUCACUGUCCCCUGAAAUGGCCUUAUCUCCUGCUCGGUUUGUUUCAUCCUUUGAUGGGAAUCCUUGUUACUAGGCAAGCACUGGUAACUUAGAACCUUGACCAUGGACUUAUUUGCAUGAUCUUAGCUGCAUUACCUGUACAGAAUAGCAUUACAAAAGCUUUGUUUUUCCACAAAGAUUAUGUUUUGAGUAUCAACCAAGACUAAAUUGGAAGGCAACACAGUGAUUUCAGUUAAUAUGUCCAUGAAUUAGGGAGCUAAUGAGUUUACUCUGUAGUUAUGUUGUGCCACUAUAUUUGUAUAAAUACCGGUAUUCUUCAAACCUAGGGAUAUAGGAAACAGUAGAAUACAUCUGGAAAGCACAGGGGAAGGACAUUGUGCCAUUCAGAAGCCUCAGGAGACAAGAUAAAUUUGGGAAACCAAAUGGAAUUUUUUAAUGGAAACCAUUUAUCAGAUAAAUCUCUUGCUCUUUGCAUUUUAGAGGGCACCAAUUAAUUUUCUUGUCUUUAGCAUAUAAUAACCUAAAAUACAACUGUAACCUCAGUCAUGAAAAUUACAUCACCCUAUAUUUUUAACUACAAUGUAUUUUCCUAAUUGUCCACUUGAGGAGAGACAUUUGACAAGUUGAGCCAAUGGCUGCAUUCAUCCAUUAUUCUACACAUGCCCCGAAACCAAAACUGGAAGCCAUUGGAUGCUGGUCUAGUGGAAUCUUCAGGAUAGACGGUCCUCGGAAAGAUAAUGUUACCUUUUGGGCUUACAAUUCACAAAACACUUUCAAGGUUAUUAUCUAAUUUAAUCCUCGUAGUGACUUUCUGAAGUAAAUGCCAUGCUGCCCAUUUUUUCAGAUAUGGAAACAAAAUCUCAGGGAAGUUAAGUGAGUUGCCUAAGGUCACAUGGAAAGUUGAACCUCAUCUAAUGCAUCCCACACCUUUCAGAAGAUCAAUAACUGGCCAAGAAUCUCACCUAGCCCUCUUUGGCUGUCCAGAAGACAUGGGAUUGGCAGCUGCCAGAAUGUGUACUCCUUCUGGAUGUAAUGGUCCUGGGAUCCUAAAAUAUAAAGACCUUCAUCAUAUGGUUUUAUUCCCUCUGUUACUGAAACACUAACAAAAGGAAGAGGUAGCAAUUUGGUCAUAUUUUUCAUGUGUUGGAAAACAUUAUCAGAAGGCCUCCCUUCCUAGUCCACCCUUGCUCUUUCUAAGUCUCACUCACCCCUCCUUCCCUGCGAAUCACAAACAUUACGUUUGGGGGAUUUCCCCCUGGUCAGGCUCUUCCCUGUGAAGUUCCCUAAUUGAUGUCACUUUGGUGACAAGUCUCUGAGAGUUACAGGCACCAGAGAAAUUGCUCUACAUCAAGCGAUGCACCUUCAGUCAAAGCAUUUAGAAGCCCAGCAUUCCCAGAGGUAUCGAGGUUCCCAAUUGCUUUGUGAUCAUAACAGAACAGAAAGUAAAUGUGAAAUGUCUCCAGUGGCCUAUGUUCUAUAAGCUAACAACUUGGAGUUUUUUUUCUUGCUCUGAAACUACCUGGAUAUUUCCUAUUUGAAAUAAAAUUGGUGGCUCUUUUUUAAAUUUUUUUUAAGUUUUUAUGAGUAUUAUGACCGCUAAAUAUGCAUGUUUAUCCUGUCUACAAAUUGAGAUUUCCUGGGGAGCUUUUAAAAAAUUCUCAUGCCCAGUUAAUCAUUUGUAAAUACUGCAGUGAUUCAAAUGUGCGACUGGGGUUGAGAACACUGACUUGGUUAAAUUAUAUCUAAGAUUUCUUUGAGAACCACAUCUGGUGGUGGCCAAGUGAUUUCUGGGAGGAUUCUCAGGAUUUGAUAGCAAUGGUUCCCAAUAGGGGGCAACUUUACCCCCUUCUCACUCCAUUCUGCUGCUCCCGCAAAGGGAUAUUUGGCAGUGUCUGGAGAGAUUUCUGGUUGUCACAAUUGGGACAGGAGAGUUGUUAGCAUCCAGGGAGAAGUCAGGACGCUGCUGAACAUCCUACAAAGAACAGGACAGCCCUCGAUGCCAGCCUCCACAAUAAAGAAUUAUUCAGCCCAAAAUGGCAAUUAGGCAGAAGUUGAAAGAUUCUGAAUUUGAGAACAGGUAGGGGGAGGAAUAAGAGAAGACACUGAAACUCUGUGUCCUGAAUCAAGUUCUGCAAAAACAGAAAUGCCAGACAGUUAUAAUUAUUAGAGGAAGAGGCAACCUAAAAUUUGAGUUUUCAGGUUGGAUUGUGAAAUCCAUGAUCCAUGCAGGUGCUCAUUAAACACUAACUGGUGAUUAAUGACUGGGAUCAUGAAGAGGAAAUGCACACUUAUGGAAAUCAACCACAGGAAGGCUUUUUUUUUUUAAAUGGAAAAAAAGGUACUCUUGUUUGAGGUGCUCACAUUCAAAUUCUUCCUCUCACCCAGUUUAUAAGUGGGUCUUACCUCUGGCUGGUUCUUUUGCCAGAGGAUGUCUUUAUGGUUGAAUGAUCUGUAUUGGAAGUCAAUUAGAGUCAAAUAACCUAUUUUUAAAAAUAGAUCUUUUAGAAGCUGGAAUUGUAACAUCCUCCCCUCCUCUCUUCCUUGUCAAUCAGAAAACUUAAUAGAAGCAUUUAUUUUAAUGUCCAGAACAGAAUUUCCCUAUGAUUCCUGCACUCUGUUAAGAUCUCAAAGCCUGUCAAAUGUUGUAGAACUUUUCUAACCAGUAGAAACCAGAGUUAAUACUCAGCUAUUGAAGAGGUUAAGUGAAGUAGAAAUGUCACAUUUAAAAGUCUGAUCCUUAAAAUAUAAAUUAUUGUUUCCUUUAAAUUGCUUACACACAUACACACAAACAUACACACACACGUCUUAUAUAAAAACACUUCAGUGCUCAAAAAUAUCAUCAUGGAAAAGGAUUUACAACUUCCAGUUAAAAAGAAUGGUUUACAAGUUUUAUUUAGCCAUGGAACCUAUUGUUCAAAUAAGAUCUUAUGUGGUAACCACUAGUAAACCAAAGCUGCUAUUAAUAGAAAGAGAGUGGGGAAGCGGGUAGGAGUCACCCUGCCUGUGAUACCCUCAUCUGCCCCCAGCCCAAUGCUGAGGGGUCUCUGCAAAGAAACUGUAUGUGUGCAUGUGUUGGGAGGGGGAUCUUUAGAACACAAUUUGAAAAUCAUUGAUAAAGGACUUGGGACAAGUUCUUGAUGAACAUUUUUGUAAAAGCAUGAGAUUCAAGGGCAAAACCUACCUAAGGUCAUAGUACUCCAAUCUCAGGUAAUUUUCCAAAGACUUCUUAAUAAAUUAAUUAGAUAGGCUGAAGCAGAACUACUUAACCCACCAAACAUCAUCCACAAAGGGAUGUUGUAUAUCAAUUCGCAAACUGGGAAUUUAAGUUCUCUAAGAUGACAUGUUUAACUAAUCACAGCAAAUGGAGAGAAACAAUGUUAGUCCUGGGUUAGUUACUGGGUUAACUAAGUCUCUAUAAAAAUAAAUAGAUAGAUAGAUAGAUAGAUAGAUAGAUAGAUAGAUAGAUAGAUAGAUAAAAGAUGAUAAAUAGGUAGAUAGGUAGGUAGGUGGAUGGACUGAUCCACCAAGCUCCAACCUCUUACUUGCUCCUAGAAAUGGACUAGCUCUUACCCAGAGAAGUCGUCUCUGUAUUAAGGAAAGAACGGCCUCUACAUGAACUGAACAUGAAUAAAUGAACUUAAUGAGCUGAGAGAAAACCCAGGGAAAUGUGUGUGGAUAGAGAUGCUGCCCAAGCACAGUUUGACUCUGUCUCCUUCCAGAUGUGUUAUUUGUGGACUUUAGACAUUUAUGCCUUUGUGGGCCCCUUCCCUUGCAGAAUUUUUAAAAAUAAAUCAUGUUUUAUGAUUGUACUGGUAGCAGGCUGAUUAUAGAUUACAUACAUAUUUUUCUGUUUUGUUUUGGUUUUGUUUUUAAAUUUUACUUAUUUGAAAGAGGGCAGGGGGUAGGGAUAGAGGGAGAAGCAAGCUCCCCACUGAGCAGGGAGCCCAGUGCAGGACUUGAUCCCAGGACCCUGAGAUCAUGACCUAAGCCAAAGGCAGAUGCUUAACUGACUGAGACAUUACUGAGACACCAGUGGUUCAUAUGAUGUUUUUUUUUUUUAAUAUGAUGCUAGAGAACGUUAAAACAUUUUCAUGGGUUCUAGACAUCAUGCUCAAUGAGUAAAUAGGCCCUGCCUCCUACUUCCUCCCUCUAGCAUGCCCCUCUGGUGUCCAAGCACCCAGUUACAAUGCAGCCUCUUCCUGUGGCUCUCAACUGCCUGCCCAUAGGUUCUCAGAUAAUAGGUGGAAGGGCAGACUGAGCCCAGGAAUAAAGGGAUAAAGACAGAGAGAGCCUUGAGAGUGCUAGAGGUUGUGAGGGAUACUCCGGAGGCCAGUCCUACAGCCAUGGGAAUCAUACACAUCUUGAUCCUUCCCUCUCCAUCACAAACACUAAGUAAGAAAGGGGCUUCUCGACCCAAGAAGGAAGCAGGGAAGUCUUAGGGCUUAGACACCAUAAGCUCCAGAGGUGCUAUAGUAUGUUAUUAACAUGUAAUUCUAGUUUAUUGUCUUACAGUUUGUAAAACGUGUUCACACUCAGUAUCCUGUUAAGACUCUCAGAACAGCUGGACAAGUAGAUUAUUAUACUCAUUUAAAGAUGAGGAAACUGAGGCUCAGAGGUCUAAAUGAUUUGCACCAAGUUCCAGAAUGAAAGAGUGGCAGAAGUGGAAUGCAAAUCCCAUGGAGUAGAGUGACCACUGCUGUUUUAUUCACUACUGUCCUAGUGCCUGGAACAUGGCAGCUGCUCAAGAAAUAUUAAUUGGAUGAAUGAAAGAAUGGAUUAUGGAAUCAGACUCCCUAGGUUCAAAUCCUGGCUCCUCAGAAUUUUAGUUUUAGUACAGUAGCCAGAUUACUUAGUUUUAGUUUACUUAUCUAUUAAGUAGGUAUAAUAAUAGUGAGAUAACCAAUGUAAAGCUUGUAGAACAAUUCCAUGCUGUGGUAUAUAUUCAAUAAAUAUGAACUGGUGCUGCUAUAGCAGCAGCCAUUUUUAGGAAUGUUAUUACAAUAUAUUGUAGUUUGAAAAUAUGGAGUAAGGAAAUCAGAAUUUGGUUAGAAACUCCUCUCUUACACUCUAUAAUGUAAUAAUUCUUGGUCACAUGUAUCUUCUGGAGCUUUAGAAUGGAAUCAAAUACAAGUUGUUAUCAACUUACAUAGACUGUUCAGGAUAAUUUGUUAUGUGUAAGCCUCAUGGUAACCACAAAGAAAAAACCUAGAGUGAAAACACAAAUGAUAAAAAGAAUAUAAGAAGGAAAGAAAGAAAACUAUCAAACCACAAAGGAAGAAGAGAAGAAGAGAGGAACUAUAAAACAGCUAAUAAACAAUUAACAAUAUGGCAACAAGUACAUACCUAUCAACAAUUACUUUAAGUAUAAAAAGGACUAAAUUCUCCACUAAAUGAAAUAGAGUGGCUGAAUGGAUUAAAAACAAAAAACGAAAACAAGACCCAUCCAUAUGCUGCCUAUAAGUGACUCACUUUAGAAGUAGGAACACACAGAGAUGGAAAGUGAAGGAAGAUAUCGCAUGCAAGUGGAAACCAAGAGAAAGCUAGAGUAGACAUACUCAUGUCAGACAAAAUAGACAGUAAAACAAAAACUUUGAUAUUAGACAAGGAUGGAUGUUACAUAAUAAUAAAAAGGUCAAUCCAACAAAAUGACAUAAUAUUUAUAAAUAUUUAUGCACCCAAUUUUGGAGCACCUAAAUAUAUAAAGCAAAUAUUUUUUUGAAGCAAAUAUUAACAGACUUUAAGGGAGAAAUAGACACAAAUACAAUAACAGGCAAUUUUAAUACCCCACUUUCACCAAUGGAUAUAUCAUCUAGACAGAAAAUCAAUAAUGAAACUUUGGCCUUAAACAACACAUUCUACCAGAUGUAGUUAAAAGAUAGACACAGACCAUUCCAACCAAAAGCAAUGAAUAUACAUUCUUCUCAAGGGCAUAUGGAAGAUUUUCCAGGAUAGAUCAUAUAGUAGGCCACAAAAUAAGUCUUAAAUUUAGGAGGUUUGAAAUCAUGUCAAGCAUCUUCUGAUCCCAAUGGUAUGAAACUAGAAAUUAAUUACAUGAAGAAAACUGGAAAAUGCACAAUUAUGUGAAGAUUAAACAACAUAUUAACAACCAGUGGGACAAAGAAGAAAUCAAAACAGAAAUCAAAAAAUACCUGAGUUAAAUGAAAAUGGAAAUAGACCAAAAGUUGUGGGAUACAACAAAAGCAAUUCUAAAAGGGAUGUUUAUAGCCUAAAAUGUAUACAUGAAUGAAAAGAAACUUGAAGAGCCAAAACAAAUGAAAAAAGAAACAAAGUGGGAGGACUUACACUAUCUAAUUUCAGCCCUUUCUAUAAAAGCCAUGGACGGUAUGCUAUUAACAUAAGGAGGGGCAAAUAGAUUAAUGAAACAAAAUAGAAAAUACAGACUUUGAUCCACAUUCAUGCAGAAAAUUGAUUUUCAAUAAAGGAACCCGUGUAAUCCUACAGAGAAAGGACACAGGUUUCAAAAAAUGGUAAUGAAUAACUAGAAAAGAGGAAACCUUGACUCCUACCUCAUAGUAACAUAAUACACAAAAAUUAAUUCAAGAUGUAUCAUUGGCUUCAGCAUAAAAGCUAAAACUAUAAAGCUUCUGGAGAAAAACAUGGGAAGAUAUAUUUACAACUAGGAUUGGGAAAGAUCUAGUAAAAGGAUAUAAAACAAUAAAAAUAGAUUAAUUGGACUUCUGCAAAAUUUAAAACCUCCACCCAUUAAAAGACAUCAUUAAGAAAAUGAAUGUGCAGGGCACCUGGGUGGCUCAGUCAGUUAAAUGUCUGCCUUUGGCUCAGGUCAUGAUGCCAGAGUCCUGGGAUCGAACCCUGUGUUGGGCUCCCUGCUGAGCUCCCUGCUCCUCUUGCUUGUUCUCUCUCUCUCUCUCUCAAAUAAAUAAAAGUCUUUAAAAAAAAAAAAGAGGAAAUGAAUGUGCAUGGCACAGACUGGGAAAAAUAUAUUUGUAACACCUAUUAACUAACAGAAUAUCUAAAUAUCUUCAACCCAAUAAAGAAGACAAACAGAUCAAUUUUUUAAACAAGCCAAGGACUUAAGUAGACACUUUAUUAAGGAAUAUAUAUGAAUGGCCAAUAAGAAUAUCAGUGAAGUUCAAAUUAAAACCACUAUAUAAUGUUACAGGCACUAGAAUGGUUAAUUCCAAAAUGCACUGGACAGCAGUAAAUAACAGUAGCUGAACUCAUAUAUUAUCAGGGGAAGUGCAAAGUGGUACUACUUUAUAAAAGUGUUUUUUAUUAAGUUAAACAUAUAUAUAUCCCUUAACUGCAUUUCACUCUAGUAUUUACCCAAGUGAAACAGAAAAUAUGUUCACCAAAAUACCUUAUAUAAGAAUGUUAAGAAUGUUCAUAGCAUCUUUGUUCAUUAUAGCCCUAAUCUGGGAAAAAUCCAAAUGUCCAUCAACAGGAAAAUGGAUAUAUAAUUUGUGCUAUAUUCUUACAAUGAAACAUUAAUCAGCAAUAAAAAAUAACAGGCUAUUAAUACAUGCUACAUCUUGGAUAAAUCUUUAAAACAUGCAGAGUAAAAAAAAUCAGACAUAAAAAAUACAUUUGCUUCCAUUUUUACAGAGCUUAAAGACAGGAAAAAGAAAUCAGAGUAGUAGCGGCUCAGAGGUGGAGAGCAAUAUUGGUUGUAAAAGUGCUAGAGGAAGUUUCCUGAAAAUACGGAAGUUUUAAAUUUUUUGAUUGGGUGAGAGGUCAAAACUCAUCAAACCUUACACUUAAAAAUCUGUGUAGUUGGGAUCCCUGGGUGGCGCAGCGGUUUGGCACCUGCCUUUGGCCCAGGGCGCGAUCCUGGAGACCCAGGAUCGAAUCCCAUGUCGGGCUCCCGGUGCAUGGAGCCUGCUUCUCCCUCUGCCUGUG